Molecule: messenger RNA, 1968 nt
Organism: Pneumocystis jirovecii RU7
Lineage: Eukaryota; Fungi; Ascomycota; Pneumocystomycetes; Pneumocystales; Pneumocystaceae
Exons: 3
Coding region: 1-1968 (655 amino acids)
Biological process (GO): regulation of actin cytoskeleton organization; TOR signaling
Cellular component (GO): TORC1 complex; TORC2 complex
Molecular function (GO): protein binding
Source: RefSeq, a predicted model, not a curated record
AUGUCAAAUGAAUUUACAAAAAAAACAAAUAUUGAAAUUUAUGACAAUUCUAAAAAUAAUAUACACUUAAAUCAAAAAGAAUUUGCUUGUGAUUUUUUUGAUGAGUAUUAUUAUGAUGAUGUUUUAAUUCCUACUCAAGAAAGAAUACUAAUAAAUGAAAAAAAAUAUACGAAUAUAUCAUUUGAUUGCGAGGAUUCUAAAUGUACAAAAUUAGGAUAUAAUAUUCCUUUUGAGCUUGUUGCUCCUUACAGAGAUGAUUUAAAUUUAUGUAGACCAUAUCUUAGUAAAAAAGCUCGUCAAUUUCUUCGUCAUGCAGGGUAUUGGGAAGAACUUGAAAAAUUAGAAAAUCAUAUUAUACAUGUAGAUUUUACAGGUUAUGAAGCAUUUAUGUUGUCACGGCUUUUGUUUUUUUUAGACGAUAAACAAAUCGAAGAAAGAAUUAAUUCUUUUCUACCUGGACGAACUAUUGAUGACUGUAAAAGAUUUUUAAAUGAUUAUCCAGAUUUCAAAACACCAUAUGAUUCAAUUGCUAUCAAAGUCCUUCCUAAAGGUCCUGAAAGAUCAGUACAGGAUGAUAGAGCUAUAAAAUCCAAUUUGAUGAAUCUUUUUUUACAGCGUCAAUGUGGUGGAAGGAUUCAUCCUAAAUAUGCAAAGAAUAUUUCAAACGAUAUAGAUUCAAAAAUAAUUCAUUUUUUACGACCCCACAAAUUUUUUGAUCGAACUAGUGGUGAUGUAAUUGAUUUAGCCUUUGAUUCUUUAGGUAAAAAAUUUGCUUUUGGAUGUUCCACAACCCAAGAUGAAUAUAACCGUGAAGGGAAUUUAGUUAUAUGUGAUAUGGAAAGCGAAACUUGCACUGUUUUAAUGGAUCAUAAAAUAAUUACUAAUGAAAAUGUUUUCUAUCCAACAGUAUCUAAUGUUAAAUUUUCAGCUGAUGGAUUAUUUCUUUUUUCUGGAGCUUUUGAUUCCACUGUGAAAGUUUGGUCAAGAUCAGGUCACUUGUUAAAUUCUUUUAAAGAUUCUGAUGGAAAAAUUGAUAUGAUGGCAACUCAUCCCACAAAUCCUAGAAUAUUAUCUGUAUCUUCACAUGAUAGGUUGACUCAUCAUUUUUCGUUAAUUAAAAUUAAUUCUUUUUUUAGCAAUAUUCAUUUGUAUAGGUUAAAUGAAGAUGGAUUAUCUACUUCAUAUACAAAAUUAGGAACAAUAAAUCAUAAUUUUUAUGGGUCUGCAAUGACGUUUGGAAAUCAUGUACUGGAUCAUUUUCUUGUUGUUGGUUAUGAAAAUAUAGAUGAAUCUAAAUAUUUAGGUACUGCAAUUGUAUUUGAUAUUACAAAAGAGACAUUUUUAAAAGAGUUAAAAACAGAAGGCACUUCACAUACAUCUGUUUUUGCACAUGAGUUUUCAAAUUAUUUCAUUACAGGUAGUAAUACAUUUAAAGACGGAAGAAUAAGAGUUUAUACUGCAAAAGAUUGGUCUAUAGUUAUUGAGUGUUAUUCUCCCCAAAAAGAUAUUAAUCAAGUUACUUUAAGCCCCUGCCUUCGAUAUUUGACUUCAAGUGGCACUGAUUGCUGCACUUACAUCUGGGAUACAAGAAAACCUGAUAUACCGCUUCAUAUUUUACGCCAUGGAAAAACAAAACUGGUAUAUUCAGAUAGCGCUAAUUCAGAAGAUCUUGAUUCAGGAACAACCGUCUCUUUAUGGAGCCUUUACGCAUUUGGUUUUAUAACGGGUGGCUCUGAUGGAUAUUUAAAACUAUGGAAUCUUGGUCAUAACGAACCUUUUGUAUCUGAUAUUAUUGAAGUAGACUCUGCAAUUACUGCAGCUUGCAUGUCUCCUGAUGAAGAUAUAUUUGUUGUUGGUGAAAGCACAGGUCAUAUCACUGUUUUAUCGACACAGAGUACAGGAUCAAUAACUUCUUUUUGUAUUAAUUCACAAACAAAUUCUACUAGCAAAGAAAAAGCUACAAAAUAA